Messenger RNA from Colletotrichum higginsianum IMI 349063, 5829 nucleotides. RefSeq names its product Non-ribosomal peptide synthetase. Bases 1 to 5829 code for a protein of 1942 amino acids. Gene Ontology annotation, molecular function: catalytic activity; phosphopantetheine binding. The record is from RefSeq and is a predicted model, not a curated record. Gene Ontology annotation, biological process: secondary metabolite biosynthetic process; amino acid activation for nonribosomal peptide biosynthetic process. Gene Ontology annotation, cellular component: cytoplasm. NCBI's taxonomy places the organism in Eukaryota, Fungi, Ascomycota, Sordariomycetes, Glomerellales, Glomerellaceae. The transcript is spliced from 2 exons.
AUGCAUUUGCGGGACACCGAAGGCGGCGGAACCGCCUACCAAGAGAAUGGCCAUGCCGAUGGCGCAGACGGCUUGACUAACGGCACCGCCGUCGACCCUUCUUCAACGAGAACCGUUGCCGUGACGCCCCGGACCGAGGCCGGUGGCAUGAGCGACUUCAAACACGAGCUGCUCCUCGCCUGGCUGCUUGUGCUCUACCGCAAUAACGACGACGGCCUGAGCCGCGUAAACUGGGGGUUCAGGACGCGAGACGGCCAGCAGCCGUCGUCCGCAACUCACAACAGUCUGAGCCUAAGCGAGGCGCCCUUCAAGAACAGCGACUCCAUAUCCGAGGCCCUGGAGGUCAUCAAGAACCUGGGCGAGAGGGAGCUCGACAGUGACGCGCAACCGGUUCCUGUAAUAUACUUCAACAAUGGAGCACCUGCCUCUCAGGGCAAGUUGGAGAAGACGCCAUCCAAGAGAUCUCGCGACUGGACAUAUCAGAUCGAGACAACGAUCAACGAGGGGCAGAUAAUCAUCAAUGCCCAGUGGGACCGCGCCGUCCUGUCGUACCGUCACGCCGCCUUCCAACUCGACUCCUUCGUCGAGAUCCUCACCACAAUCCUCCAAAACCCAUACCGCCAGAUCUCGGACACGAUCGGUCCCACCACAAAGGACCUCGAGCAGCUGUGGACGUGGAAUGCCGAGCUGCCGGAGAACAUGCAGAGAUGUAUGCAGGACAUCAUCGCCGAGGUGGCCAGCAACGGUCCCGACCGGCCGGCCGUCGAGUCCUGGGACGGGAACUUCACCUACGGCGACGUGGAGCGUCUGUCAACCCGCCUCGCGCGCCAUCUCGUGCACCGGGGAGUCAAGGUCGGCUCCACGGUGCCCAUGUGCUUCGAGAAGUCGCGCUGGACGACCGUGGCGCUCCUGGCCGUCAUGAAGGCUGGCGCCGCCUUCGCGCUCACCGACCCCAGCCAGCCCGAGGCCCGUCUGCGCACCAUCGUCGAGCAGACCGGCGCCACCAUCAUCGUGACCUCCCAACGGCAGAGCGAGCUCGGCCGGCGCAUCGCCCCCGAGGGAGUCCUCGUCGUCGCCUCCGACGAGACCCUCAACCAAGACACCCUCGAGCUCGCCCCUGAGCUGCCCUACAUCCCGCCAUCCUCCCCCCUUUACAUCCAAUUCACGUCCGGCAGCACGGGUAAGCCCAAGGGAGUUAUGGUCUCUCACGAAAACUUCACCAGCGGCGCCGUCCCCCGUGGCUGGGCCGUCGGCUACCGCGCGCACUCCCGCUGCUUCGACUUCGCAUCGUACGCCUUCGACGUUGCCAUUGACUGCAUGCUCUGCACCCUCGCCGCGGGCGGCUGCCUUUGCAUUCCUUCGGACGAGGACCGCAUGAACGACCUGAGCGGCGCCAUCCGCAAUUCCAAGUGCAACAUGGCGCACAUGACCCCCUCCGUCGCCCGUGUCCUGGACCCGGAUGUCAUCCCUUCCCUGGAAGUCCUCGGCCUGGGCGGCGAGGCCGUCUCGGCGGGCGACGCCUCGACGUGGAGCAAGACGACGAGCGUCAUCAUUGCCUACGGCCCAUCCGAGUGCACCGUCGGCUGCACCAUCAAUAGCAACGUCAGCAGCACCUCGACUAACAUCGGCAAGGGCUGCGGUGGUCUCACCUGGAUCGUCGAUCCCGAUGACCACGAGCGUCUCAUGCCCGUCGGAGCCGUCGGCGAGCUUCUCAUCGAGGGGCCCGUCGUCGGUCUCGGGUACCUCAACGACAAGGCCAAAACCGACGAGGUCUUCAUCGAGGAUCCCGCCUGGCUCCUCGCCGGUGGUGGCCCCGCCCGCGGCAGACACGGCCGCCUCUACAAGACGGGGGAUCUGGUCCGCUACGACCCCGACGGCACAGGGUCCAUCGCCUUCGUGGGCCGCAAGGACCAGCAGGUCAAGCUCCGCGGCCAGAGAAUCGAGCUGGCCGAAGUCGAGCAUCACCUCAGGGGAAAGAUGCCCUCUGGCGUCAAGAUCGUGGCCGAGGUCAUCAAGCCCGGCGGCAGCGAGCCCACCCUCGUCGCCUUCGUCGUCGAGCAGAACCCCGUCGUCAACCCCGACGCGGAAGACGACGUCACAAUCUUCUCGCCCGAGUUCAGCCAGGCCAUCGCCGAGAUCGACAUCUCGCUGGGUGCCGAGAUCCCCCGCUACAUGGUCCCCUCCGCCUACAUCCCGCUCCGCAAGAUGCCGUCCCUGGUCUCUGGCAAGAUCGACCGCAAGCGCCUGCGCGAGCUCGGAGGCUCCAUGUCUCGUGAACAGGUCGCCCGCCUGCGCGUGGCCCCCACCGAGAAGAACGAGCCCGAGACGGAGAUGGAGAAGGCGUUGCAGCAGGUGUGGACUAAGGUCCUGGGCGGCGAGGUCAGCAUCGGCCUGCACGACAGCUUCUUCGCCCUCGGCGGCGAUUCCCUUCGUGCCAUGAAGCUCGUCGCUGCUGCCAGAGAGGAGGGCAUCGCCUUGACGGUGGCGAGCAUCUUCAACUUCCCUUCGCUCAAGGACAUGGCCCAGAACGCGACCAAGGUAUCCAAGGAGGACGAGGCCGCCGUUGCCCCCUUUUCUCUCCUCGAGGAUGGUUGGACCCCCGAGGAGGCGCGCGCAGAGUCAGCCAAGCUCUGCGGCAUCGACGAGUCUGCGAUCGAGGACAUCUACCCCUGCACGCCUCUCCAGGAGGGUCUGAUGGCUCUUUCUGCCAAGGUCAAGGAGGCCUACGUCGCGCAGAGAGUCGUUGACCUCGCCGACUCCGCGACAGCAGACAAGCUGCGCAACGCCUUCGAUGUCGCCGCCGCAGACUGCGCCAUCCUCCGCACCAGAAUCGUCCAGGUCCCCGGCCGAGGUCUUGCUCAGGUCGUGGUCAAGGAGGACAUCGCCUGGCAUAUUGGCGACGACCUCCAGGGCUACCUUGUGAAGGACCGAGAGGAGGGCAUGGAUUUGGGACGACCCCUCGUCCGGUAUGCCCUCGUCACCGAAAAGGAGACGGGCAAGGUGCAGUUCGUGCUGACAAUGCACCACGCCCUCUACGACGGCUGGUGCAUGCCCCUCAUCGUCGACAAGGUCAACAAGGCCUUCGAUGGCGUCAGAGUCGAGCGGGCCGCCGAGUUUAAGGACUUCAUCAAAUACCUUGGCAGCAUUGACCGCGCCGCCGCCGAGACGUACUGGCGCGAUCAGCUCCAGGGUGCCAACGGCCCUCAAUUUCCGGCCCUGCCGUACGAGGGAUACCAGACGCAAGCCGACUCGCUUCUGGAGGUCUACGUGCCUCUGAGCGGCCGGCCGGCGUCCAACACGACCGUCGCCACCGUCAUCCGCGGUGCGUGGGCGUACGUCGCAUCUCACUACUCCUCAUCACCCGACGUCGUCUUUGGCGAAACCCUUACGGGACGUAAUGCUCCUAUCAGGGGCACCGAGGAGAUUGAGGGCCCGAUGAUCACGACGGUGCCCUUCCGCCUCCAAGUCAACGGCGAGACUACCGUCAGCGACUACCUCCAAGACAUCCAGGAUCAGACCAUCCAGCAAAUUCCCUACGAGCACACCGGUCUCCAACACAUCCGUCGUCUCAGCCCUGACGCCCUCGAGGCCUGCGAGCUGAGGACCGGUCUCGUCCUCCACCCGAGCGCCGAUGAUUUCGACCAGGAGGAGUUCAACAAGUACCCUGCGAACCGCCUGGUUCCCGCCGGCGAUGCCGAGGCCGCCGAGGAGGCUCUCAAGUUUAACACCUACGCCCUCAUGCUCGUCUGCUCCACCGACCCCAAGGGAUUCCUGGUCAUGGCCUCGUUCGACUCCAAGACGGUCCAGAAGCCGCUGAUGGAAAGGGCUCUCGCCCAGUUCUCUCAGGUGGCCCAGAAGCUCUCCCAACUUACCGAUGCGCCGCUUGGCGAUAUUGCGUACCUGACGCAGGAGGACCAGGCCGAGGUGUCUCGUCUGAGCACCGAGAGCGUGAAGAGUGUCCUUGGGGAGUACCCUGAGGCCGAGGCCGUAUGGAUCGUUAACCCGACGGACUCUGGAAGCCUCGCGCCUCUGGGAGUCGUUGGCGAGCUCGUGAUUGUCAGCAAGGCGGAGUUGUCUCUUUCUACUCUUGAGCAGCCUUCGUGGGCGGCGACGAGCAAGGAGGAGGCCGGCAAGUUCUACAAGACGGACCGUCUGGCCAAGUUCAACGCGGAUGGGUCCGUUCAGAUCACCGGCAAGAAGAGCGAUCUCGUUCAAAAGACCAACACGGCCAGCAAAGCUCCCGCGAAACGCAUCUCUGCCACGUCCGCCAAGCAGCGCCGCCUGCGGACCCUCUGGAGCCGCGUCCUCAGGCUCCCCGAGAGCGAUAUCGGUCUGAACGACAGCUUCUUCCGUCUCGGCGGCGACUCCAUCGGUGCCAUGAAGCUCGUUUCCGAGGCCCGGCUGGCCGGUCUCACACUCACCGUCAACCAAGUCUUCACCAAGAGGACGCUAUACGACAUGGCCAGCGUUCUGCAGGACUCGGAGCCGACGCAACAAGGCUCGCAGGACACCGCACAAGCUCUGGCGCCCUUCGAGCUCCUGGAGAACUUUGGUGCCGCCCCGGCCGAGACACUGCGGCCUCUGCUGGCCGACCCGACGUGGAACAUCGUCGACGCGUUCCCCGCCAGACCGCUGCAAGAGGUCGCCGUCAAGGGGACCAUCGACAUCCCGCGCUUCUCGGCACGCUACGAGGCCAUGUACUUCGAGAGCGACGUCGACCGACCCCGCCUCUUCCAGAGCUGCCAGGAGCUCGUCUCGCUCAACGAGGUGCUCCGGUCCGUCUUUGUGCAGCACGACGGCACGUGUCUCAGCGUCGUCCUCGAGGACGUCAAGACGCCCGUCACGGAGCACGAGAUCGACGGCGACGUCGAGGCCUUCGUCAAGGACCUCUGCAACCUCGACGUCCAGACGCGCAUGCCGCUCGGCUCCGUCUUUGUCAAGUGGUUCUUCGUGCACAGCAGCAACGGCCGGUCGGCGCUCGUGUUCCGCGUGUCGCACGCGCAGUACGACGAGAUCUGCCUGCCCAUCAUGCUGCACCAGCUCUCGGCGCUGCACGAGGGCAAGCCCGUGCCCAGGUCGCUGCCCUUCUCCUCGUUCGCCGGGCACGUCGUCAAGUCCAACGUGCCGCAGAGCGUCGAGUACUGGAGAGAGCUGCUCGAAGGGUCCUCGAUCAACGUUCUGAAGCCCGACACCCCCGUGACGGAGAGGCAGCACUACGCCGUCGACCGGACGUUCGACAUCUCGACCCGCUCCAAGGACGUCACCAUCGCCACGCUCCCGACGGCGGCGUGGGCGCUGACCCUGGCGAGGAUGCAGGGGACGCGGGACGUGACCUUUGGCGAGGUCGUCAGCGGCCGCAACAUCGACUUCCCCAACGCCGACAUGGUCGUCGGCCCCUGCUGGCAGUACGUGCCGGUCCGGGUCCGGUUCGAGGACGACUGGACGGUGCUGGACCUGCUCAACCUCGUGCAGAACCAGCACAUCGCCAGCUCGGCGCACGAGGGCGUCGGCCUGCCCGAGAUCAAGCGGCUCUGCGCCCCGCACUGGCCCGCCGAGACGGACUGGUUCGACACGGUGGUCCACCAGGACGUCGAGCACGUCGAGAGCCUCGGCUUCGAGACGGCGAGCAGCAGGAUGGAGACCAUCUACCCGCACCAGGAGCCGCUGCGGGAGUGGAAGAUCCAGGCGUUCCCGCAGGGCGACAGGCUGACGAUCGAGAUCGUGACGUUCGAGUCGUGGAAGGGGCACGCCAACGACCUGCUGGACGAGAUCGAGACGACGUUCAAGGUCCUCUUGGGGAACCCUCGAGCGUCGUUGUUUGAACAGUGA